AUGAAUAAAAUAAAAUUAAAAUUUAAGACACAUUCAUUAAAAUUAGAUUUUAAAAAAAGAACAUUGUACGUUAAUAAAGAAAAUAACCAUAUAACAUAUAAUGCAUUAAUAAAAAAUCAAAUUUUACCAUUAUCAGUUAAAUAUAACUUAUUAGAAAAAGGUUCUAUUUCUUAUGAAUUUAAUGAUAAAAAUCCAUUAUCUUUAAUUCCUACUAGUCAUAUAAGAAAUAAAUGUUUAUUAACUGGUAGAUCUAGAGGUAAUUUACCUAAAUAUGGACUUUCUAGAAUAAUGUUUACAGAAUUAGCUUCAGAAGGGUUAAUACCUGGAAUGACAGUAAAGAAUAAAAUAUAA
Messenger RNA from Monosiga brevicollis MX1, 351 nucleotides. NCBI's taxonomy places the organism in Eukaryota, Choanoflagellata, Craspedida, Salpingoecidae. The record is from the annotation of a RefSeq genome assembly.